CAGAGAGCAAAACCUACCCAAAAUCCAGGAUGAGCAUGGACUUCAGAAUACUCAGAAGCAAGACUGGGAAGCCCUAUUCCAAACUCCCACCGCUACAUGUAGCUAUUUUGUGUAGCAAGGAGGAGGAGAAAACCUUAUCAUGGAGUUUCAGUGGAGAGGGAGUCUCCAAAGGACUGACCAAAAAAAACCGGGUCAUCGCGAUUACCGAUGGAAAGGAGGUUGAGAGAGUCGUGGUCUUUGAGUCGGUCAGCCUGCAAUUCGUGGAUAAAAAGGGAUACAUGUUGACGGGGUAUGCCCUGAGGGGGGAAAACCCCCCAUUUAGCAUUAAUUUCACGAGAGAAACGAAACUGUUUAGCUCCGUGGCAGUGCCCAUUACCCCCGAUCUGGAGGAGAGAGGAAGGCAGCUCCUCUACCCACCAUCCCUUAAGUGCAGCCUUCUUGCUGCAAGAGAAGAAACUGCAAUGGUUUCAGUUCAGGGGAAGGUCAAAGAGGUCUCCUCAGUGGGAAAAGUCCAGGUUGGGAGGGACUUUGUCCCAAGAAAAACCUUGACUUUGGAACAAGAAGCCAUCAGAGUGCAGGUCACACUGUGGAGGGAAGCUGCACUAUUCAGUGUAGCCAUAGGGGCUCAGGUGAGCUUUACUCACCUGAGAGGGAGCCAGAGUCCCUAUGGCUAUGGACUGAACUCCACAGUCCACACAACCAUGGAGGAAGCCUGCUCUGAGGAGGAAGUCAAUGCCCUUGGAACCAUGGAGGCUGAGGGCAGGCCAGGGAUGCUGCAUCUGCUAACAGCAGAUGGACAGCACCUCAUUUCUGAGCCAUUGUGGAGGGAGCUGGAGGCGGAUUUCAAGGAGCUGCCAUUUUAUUUAAGAAUAAUUUUGAGGGGAGGGGUGAUUACAGAGGCGGAGGUAGUGGAGAGGAAGGGUGAGGAAACCGAAGGAGAGGGAAAAAGUAAGGGAGAGGGGAAGGACAGGGGGGAGGAAUAAAAUACGGGCGCAGUAGAGGGAGAAUGAAUUGUUAUUUAAAUGUUUAAUGUAUUUGUUUUGUUUAUAGUUAUUUGAGUGGCACUCAUCAGUUUUGGUUAUUUCAUGUUAUUUGUUAAAUAAAUUUUUUGUUAUUAAUUUACA
Molecule: messenger RNA, 1124 nt
Organism: Notolabrus celidotus (New Zealand spotty)
Lineage: Eukaryota; Metazoa; Chordata; Actinopteri; Labriformes; Labridae
Exons: 6
Coding region: 30-983 (317 amino acids)
Source: RefSeq, a predicted model, not a curated record